Messenger RNA from Neoarthrinium moseri, 2481 nucleotides. RefSeq lists its product as uncharacterized. Gene Ontology annotation, molecular function: alpha-L-fucosidase activity. The record is from RefSeq and is a predicted model, not a curated record. Bases 1 to 2481 code for a protein of 826 amino acids. Gene Ontology annotation, cellular component: lysosome. Gene Ontology annotation, biological process: fucose metabolic process; glycoside catabolic process. The transcript has 3 exons. NCBI's taxonomy places the organism in Eukaryota, Fungi, Ascomycota, Sordariomycetes, Amphisphaeriales, Apiosporaceae.
AUGAGUCCUGGUGAUGCGGACUUUGACGGCCUGCACUCUGGCUACCCAGCGCAAUACCUACCCUCAGCCAACUUCACAUAUUCUGGCGUCAAUUACAUCUUCCCACAGUAUGCCGAGUCUGGCAAUGACAAUGUUCUAGCACAAGGGCAAAAGCUCUCACCACCAAAGGGUCGCUAUUUCAGCGUGCAUCUGCUUGCGGCAGCAGAGACAGCUAUAGCGACUGGUUUUGUGAAUGCUACUUACACUGACGGGUCGACUACAUCGGGGCCGGUUCUUGUUGACCCGUUCUGGAAUUGGCCAUAUCCAUACGGGGGAGACGUCAUCUUUCCGUACCACUUUAAAAAUGACACCAUCGAUUAUAACCGCUCCAUGAUAUUCCAGACCAUUAACUGGUUGGAUUCGACUAAGGAACUCGAGACCUUGCAGCUGCCCAAUGUCACGACCGGAGAUGCCAAUGGCCCCGGAGGCGCUACCGAGGAAACUAGAUUACAUAUUUUUGCCGUUUCGCUGGUUCCUGCGGCCGGCUCUGGCAUUAGUCUCGACGUGCAAUAUGCCAGAUCGACCAAAACGUGGUUCGAGGGCACCAACAAGACGCAAAUCGUGGAGGUGCUGGUUAAUAAUGCAGGUGACGAGUGGGUCCUUGCCAACAACAGCGUCAAAGUCACCGUCUCCGCAUCUGGGCUUCAAACAGUAAACCCAGGCACCAUCAACAGACUGCGGCCUGGUGAUCAAGCACAGGUCAAAGUCGGUGUAGUCAAUACGGAUGGUACCGCACCCGGAACCAGCGGCACUGCCACUGUUCAUAUCGAAGGGAAUGGUGUCAACACCAGCUAUUCGUUCAAUGCGACAUACGGAAUCGCGUCGUACGAACCAACAUUCGAGUCUAUUUACAGCCACGAAUCGUCGCCAUGGUUCAAGGUAAGCUUUAUCCACAAAUCAAAGACCGAGACUGACGCCAAGUACGGCAUUUUCAUCCAUUGGGGGCCCUAUGCUGUGCCAGGUUGGGGUAACGCCGGCAAGAACGAGGGUUACGCAGAAUGGUAUUGGUGGCAGAUGGUAAAGUUUCCUGACCCACAAAGUUGGCUUGUAGUCAUCACGAUUUGCGUUGAGUCAUGUGCUGACUUCAUGUUUCUUCCUGGGCAGAACCAAGGACCUAACACUAGCGUCGGAACCUAUGAGCACCAUCUCGAAACGUAUGGAGAGAAUAUCGUAUACGAUGAUUUCAUCCAAAACUUCACUGCUUCGGCCUACGAUCCCAAGGAAUGGGUUGAUUUGUUCGCAGACGCAGGAGCACAGUACUUCGUGUCAGUAUCGAAACAUCACGAUGGAUAUGCCAUCUUUGAUCUUCCGGAGAAUGUGACAAAGAGAACGAGCGUUGCUCAGUAUCCGCACAAGGACUUGUUACAGAUGCUUUUCGACGCAGCAGAUCAACACCAGCCUCAUCUCCACAAAGCAACAUACUACAGUUUACCAGAGUGGUUCAAUCCUGAUUAUGCUCCGUACGGUUUCGGCUCUUGGCCUGGAGGCAAUGCCACAAACCCGUACACAAACGAGACGCUUCCAUACACUGGACAUGUACCUGUUGAUGACUACGUUACGGAUGUGCUGCUUCCUCAAAUGCUGACCUUGGCAGACAUGGGAACUGAGAUAAUGUGGUGCGACAUUGGUGGACCGAAUCUCACAGCCGAGUUCGCAGCGCAUUAUUUCAACUCAAUGGCAGAGCAAGGAAAACAAGUUCUGCUGGAUAACCGCUGCGGGGUCCCUGGCGACUUUGACACACCCGAGUAUGCUCGAUAUGAAGCCGUCCAAAUCCGCAAAUGGGAGAGCAGUCUCGGAAUGGACCCAUUUUCGUACGGUUACAACCGAGCCACUCCCGACUCAGCAUAUAUCACACCGUCGGGUAUCGUGACCAGCCUUAUGGACAUCAUUUCGAAGAACGGCAACUUCUUAUUGGACAUUGGACCGACCGCCAAUGGUACCAUCAUUGCGAUCGAGCAGGAGAACCUUCGUGCUGCAGGGAAGUGGAUCCAGUCUCAUGCCGAGGCCAUCUUCAACACGACGUACUGGUUUAUCACUCCGGAGGAAGGGAGCACGGUCCGCUUCACGCAGAAUGCUGAUGCAUUCUAUAUCACCACGCUCUAUGCUCCAAACUCAACUCUGGUGCUCAACAGCCCGGUCCCGUAUGUCGCUGGUGACAACGUAGUGAUUGUGGGUGGAAGCAAGGCUGGGACUGUGGUGCCAAGCCAGCUUUUGAGUAAUGGCAGUCUGCAGCUUACCAUUAGCGAGGAGGUGAGAGAUGCUGAUGAAUAUAGCUGGGUGUUCAAGAUUCCCUUUGGCAGUGCGUCAAAGAGUGAGUCAGGCGGGACAGGCCCACCUCCUUCUAGUGGUGGAUCCCGGACGGUGAAGAGCACUGAUUCUGCUGCUUCGUUGAUAUCGCUCCUCACUGUCUCGCUUGCUAUUACGGCGUGGGCCUGCGUUUGA